This is a messenger RNA of Mus pahari (shrew mouse), 873 nucleotides long. Its product is annotated as translation initiation factor IF-2-like. Bases 1 to 873 code for a protein of 290 amino acids. Lineage: Eukaryota; Metazoa; Chordata; Mammalia; Rodentia; Muridae. The transcript has 3 exons. The record is from RefSeq and is a predicted model, not a curated record.
AUGCUGCAGCGACCUCGGCGACGCAAGCCGGCGGGCCAGGGGCGGCGGAGGCGGCGGCGGCCGGGGAGGCGAGCGGGACCCGCGCGCCGGGAACAAAGGCGCUCCCGGGGACGACCCCCGCCCACCGCCGCGCCUGCGCCCCGCGACCCGGGGCAGGCCGCAGCAGGCGGACCCGGACCCCUCGGUUCUGCCGAGCUUUCCCUGCGCAGGCCUGACACACCGCGGGGCACGGCCGCCCGUCACGCACGCAACCCCGCCCACAGGCUGCGGCCCGUCAGUCCGACGCGCGCACGGGCCUCCGGCCCGCACGGGCCCCGCCGCGGCAGUGUGCACGCCUCCCAGGGAGCGAGGGGGCCGCGCGACCCCCGGCCCUCCCGCCGAACCCGGUUACCUGGGAAGGCUGCCGGGCAGAGGGAGCCGCGCCAGGCUGGCCGCCUCACACCCGUGGUGGCGGCGGGGGCGGGCCCUCCGCGCCCCCUCUCCGGGGAGGGGCGCAUCCGUGGAUUGGCUAACGGGCCGGUGGCCUUGGAGGGUGGCCUCUGGGCAAGGGGCCACGCAGGUGCGGGCAGGGCCCUCAGACCCUCGGACGCGGGUCCGGUGGCCUUCGAGGCCUCUCGCGUGAGCCUCUGCCCUCCUCACGCUCCGCCCGCACCCUACCUGCACAUAGUCUCCGAAGCUCUGGCUGUCCUCGGCCUCGUUUUCCUCGUGCUGGGCCAGUUGCCCGGUGGCUUCCCCUCAGAGCAGACACAGGUGACGCCAAUCCUGGGUCUCCCCCGACCUCCGGACCCAGGCAUCUGGUCAUCUGCGCCACAGCCUUGCCAUCCUCAUCACAUGGCCCCUUUCACCGGCUACACCUUCUCUGUAUGGCAGUGA